GGUGGCGGCGCGGGGGGCGGUUUGGCUGCGCGGUACGAGCAGUGCAGCCGAGGGGGUGGAGGCGGAGGAGCGAUCCGCGCGGCCGGAGCGGGAAAGAGACGCGCCACCGCGGCCAAGGACUGGAUCCGCCGCGGCGCCCCGGCUCCUGGGGCCGCGCUCUCCCGGUGGCCGGCUCGGACCCCGCGGGCGCGGGCGCGGGCGCGGGAGAAGAUGGAGGAGGGCGGCGGCGGCGCGGCGGGGACCAGCGGGGACAGCGGCGCCGCGGGAGAGCAGCUCCUCACCGUCAAGCACGAGCUGCGGACGGUUACACCUACUUGGUCCUCCUGAUGACGACAAAGAGGAUUAGAUAAAGAAGUACAUUCUGACAAACUUGCUCUCUCCCUUAUGAUGGGCUGAAAUUUUGACCUUGCUAAUUUAACAGGACACGCAGAGAAGGUUGGGAUUGAAAAUUUUGAGCUCCUGAAGGUCCUAGGAACUGGAGCUUAUGGAAAAGUGUUUCUGGUUCGUAAAAUAAGUGGCCAUGAUACUGGAAAGCUGUAUGCCAUGAAAGUUUUGAAAAAGGCAACAAUAGUUCAGAAGGGCAAAACCACAGAGCAUGCUCGGACCGAACGCCAAGUCCUGGAGCACAUUAGGCAGUCGCCAUUUUUGGUGACACUGCACUAUGCUUUCCAGACAGAAACCAGACUUCAUCUCAUCUUAGAUUAUAUAAACGGUGGAGAGCUUUUUACUCAUCUUUCUCAAAGAGAACGUUUUACAGAGCAAGAGGUGCAGAUCUAUGUUGGUGAGAUUGUACUUGCCCUCGAACACCUGCACAAGUUGGGGAUUAUAUACCGUGACAUUAAGCUUGAGAACAUUAUGCUUGACUCUAAUGGCCAUGUGGUGCUGACAGAUUUUGGUCUCAGUAAGGAGUUUGUAGCUGAUGGAGCUGAAAGAGCAUAUUCCUUUUGUGGAACUAUUGAAUAUAUGGCACCAGAUAUUGUCAGAGGGGGAGAUUCAGGACAUGACAAGGCAGUUGACUGGUGGAGCCUUGGUGUUCUGAUGUAUGAAUUACUAACUGGAGCAUCUCCUUUCACUGUCGAUGGAGAAAACAAUUCCCAAGCUGCAAUAUCUAGGAGAAUUUUAAAAACUGAACCUCCAUAUCCUCAAGAAAUAAGUGCUUCAGCUAAAGACUUACUUCAGCGCCUUUUGAUGAAAGAUCCCAAGACAAGACUGGGCUGUGGUCCACGUGAUGCGGAUGAAAUCAAAGAACAUCUCUUUUUCCAGAAAAUAAAUUGGGAUAAUUUAGCUGCCAAAAAAGUGCCCGCACCCUUUAAGCCCAUCAUUCGAGAUGAGUUAGAUGUGAGCAACUUUGCUGAGGAGUUCACGGAGAUGGACCCUGCCUACUCCCCGGCAGCACUGCCUCAGAGCUCCGAGAGGCUGUUCCAGGGCUACUCCUUUGUUGCUCCUUCUAUUCUCUUCAAGCGAAACGCAGCCCUUAUAGACCCACUGCAGUUUCAUAUGGGAGCUGAGCGUCCAGGAGCCUCUAAUGUUGCCAGAAGUGCCAUGAUGAAGGACUCUCCAUUUUAUCAACACUACGACCUCGAUUUGAAGGACAAACCAUUAGGAGAAGGAAGUUUCUCAAUCUGUCGAAAGUGCAUACAUAAAAAAAGUAGUCAAACAUUCGCAGUGAAAAUAAUUAGUAAACGGAUGGAAGCCAACACUCAAAAGGAAAUAACAGCUCUGAAGCUUUGUGAAGGACAUCCCAACAUCGUGAAACUGCACGAAGUCUUUCAUGAUCAGCUUCACACAUUUCUGGUGAUGGAACUUCUGAAUGGGGGAGAGCUAUUUGAGCGCAUCAAGAAAAAGAAGCACUUCAGUGAGACGGAAGCCAGCUACAUCAUGAGGAAGCUGGUUUCCGCCGUGAGCCACAUGCAUGAUGUUGGUGUGGUGCACCGAGACCUGAAGCCCGAGAAUUUAUUGUUCACUGAUGAAAAUGACAAUUUGGAAAUUAAAGUCAUAGAUUUCGGCUUCGCACGCUUAAAGCCUCCUGACAACCAGCCUCUGAAGACGCCUUGCUUUACUCUUUAUUAUGCUGCCCCAGAGCUGCUGAAUCAUAACGGCUACGAUGAGUCCUGUGACCUCUGGAGCCUGGGUGUCAUUCUGUAUACAAUGCUAUCAGGGCAAGUUCCAUUCCAGUCUCAUGAUAAAAGUUUGACAUGUACCAGUGCAGUGGAAAUCAUGAAAAAAAUUAAAAAGGGGGAUUUCUCUUUUGAAGGAGAAGCUUGGAAGAAUGUAUCCCAAGAGGCAAAAGAUUUGAUCCAAGGGCUUCUCACAGUUGAUCCAAAUAAACGGCUUAAGAUGUCUGGCUUGAGGUACAAUGAAUGGCUUCAGGACGGCAGUCAGCUAUCCUCAAACCCUCUGAUGACACCUGACAUUCUGGGGUCCUCGGGGGCUGCUGUGCACACCUGUGUGAAAGCCACCUUCCAUGCCUUUAACAAGUACAAGAGAGAGGGGUUUUGUCUUCAGAAUGUCGAUAAAGCCCCUUUGGCCAAGAGACGGAAAAUGAAAAAGACCAGCACCAGUACAGAGACCCGCAGCAGCUCAAGUGAAAGCUCCCAUUCUUCUUCUUCGCACUCUCACGGCAAGACCACACCUACAAAGACACUGCAGCCCAGCAACCCUUCAGACAGCAGUCACCCAGAGGCCCUCUUCCAGUUCUCGGACUGAGGAACUCCACGGCCUGCAGCAGCCUGGCACCUUUAGUUUCCUCAGCAUUCACCUGAGGCUAAGUUUUGUGCUUUAAAAAAAAAAGAAGGAAGGAAGGAAAAAACAAUAGCAACAACAAUACGUGUCCUGUUGGUCUCUUGGGAAUCUGCCUCUUGGGAAUUUUUUCAGGAAAACCCAACAGGUUCUCCUUGUCUGAAAGCACUGGACUGAGCACUAACUGUGACUAGAACACACUGUGUGCUGUUCAUCAGACUAGCCUGAUGCCAACAGGGCCUUUUGUGAAAGAGCAAAGAGCUCUGUGAAUCUGAGGAAGGGCUGGCCAGGUCUGAGCUGCUUACAGAGUCACACAUAGCAGCUUCUCAGCUGGCCACUGUCAUUGACUUGUACUGUGAUAAUACCUUUUGCUUUGCCUUGUGGACACUGGGUUUAAAAAAAAUAAAAUUUGCACCCUUUGAAUAGUGAUUUAUCAGAGGAAAAGGUCUUGACUGUUCUCCAAAAGAUUCUGUGAUGGUCACCAUUUUAUUUUAAGGAGCACAGAACUUGGAUGGUGUGGCAACUUGCACCUAGCAUAUGGAAUCAAAUUUUAGGAAUUUGUAAAAUUCUACAGUCGCUAAUAAGAAAAGGGAAUGUUUUUCAAAUCAUUCUGUAAGGGUUCUUAUGUGCGACAUACACUUAUUUCUUGAGAGAUAAUUUUAACAUUGCUUUGAGUUUAUGAUUACACAUGAUGGUGACCUGCUAUUAAUCAUUUUCUAAAAAGGGGGGGGGGAACAAUAGGAGACCUUCAGGUCCUGUGCACUGUCUCUGGGACCCACCCAGGAUGCAUGCUAAGCUCCACAUGUUUUUAAUUUUGCACUGCUCUUCCCAGCAGGUUGUUUGAAUGGUUAUUGCAACUAUAUUAAGGUACAUGUCUCUGCUUUUGAGUAAUGUUGCACUUUAUAAAAGAAUGUGAAUAAAACAAACGAUUUUAUAAAGUGCACUGUUUAAAGCCUACGAACUCUAGUCUUGCCACCUUUUCCCAAGGUCGACUCUACAUUUGCCCUCACUUAUCCUUCUGCUUUGAAUGCAACAAGAAGGAGGGGCACAGUAUAGAACACAACCAUCCGCCACUUGAGGAGGACCUAAAGGGAAAUUCUGUGAACACUGUGCAACCUAUUUGUACACUGUGUUGGGCUACAGAGAGGCCUUUCCUCCUGUAGUCAGAUGAUCUGUACAUACUAUUUUAGAAUCUGAGCUACGACUUGUUUUGAAAUUUUUUCUGUUAAAAUUUUAAAUCCAGGAAGUGUAUUUUAUAAACUUAUGCAGAGCACUUUUACUGCUCUAUGAUUCUGAAUUCCUACAGAUAAUGAGUGCUAUGGGAUGAAGACAUUUCACUGAAAGAUUGCUGCAUUUCAAAAUAUUAAAUUUAAUUCAUUCCCUAUGCAAAAAAAAAACAACAAGAAGAAGAAACUAUAGGAUUUGUAUGUUUUUUGAUUUGCUCUUUAAAGCCAUCACAUGGAAUCAGUACUAAGAAGUGAUUUUUGCUAUGUUUACAGGAAUCAUGCUUUAUAAGAUACCGCCCAUCAUGCUUAUUUUAUAGAUUUCAUGAAUGAUAGCCUCUUAAGUAUUAGUUUGGAACUGGGGCAUGAUAUUUAUUUAUUCCUUUCUUGAGAUAAUAACAGCAUUAAUUUUAACCAAUUAUGAAUACUAAAAAAUUGCACUCUGUAAUAGUAUAUUUAUGACUAAAUCAUUGUAUAUAUUGAGCACAAGAAACAAAAACGGUGAAUAUUAAAAUAUUUUCAAAGUA
Messenger RNA from Erinaceus europaeus (western European hedgehog), 4489 nucleotides. It is a transcript of the gene RPS6KA5, whose product is annotated as ribosomal protein S6 kinase A5. Gene Ontology annotation, molecular function: ATP binding; protein serine/threonine kinase activity; magnesium ion binding. The coding region runs from base 544 to 2706 and encodes 720 amino acids. NCBI's taxonomy places the organism in Eukaryota, Metazoa, Chordata, Mammalia, Eulipotyphla, Erinaceidae. Gene Ontology annotation, biological process: intracellular signal transduction; protein phosphorylation; regulation of DNA-templated transcription. The record is from RefSeq and is a predicted model, not a curated record. The transcript has 18 exons.